This is a messenger RNA of Oryctolagus cuniculus (rabbit), 2101 nucleotides long. It is a transcript of the gene CASP9, whose product is annotated as caspase 9. The record is from RefSeq and is a predicted model, not a curated record. NCBI's taxonomy places the organism in Eukaryota, Metazoa, Chordata, Mammalia, Lagomorpha, Leporidae. Gene Ontology annotation, molecular function: protease binding; death domain binding; cysteine-type endopeptidase activity. Gene Ontology annotation, biological process: proteolysis; regulation of apoptotic process.
GAUCCCGGGGUCCCGGGUCUUAGGGCGGUGCUGGGGAGCGGGCCCGGAAGCGGACGGAGCCCCGGGUCCGCGUCUCCUGCCGGCCAUGGACGAGGCCGACCGCCAGCUCCUGCGGCGCAGCCGGUUGCGGCUGGUGAAAGAGCUGCAGGUGGCCGAGCUGUGGGACGCGCUGGUCAGCUGCGAGCUCUUCACGGCCGACAUGAUCGAGGCCAUCCAGCACGCGGGGACUCGCCGGGAUCAGGCCAGGCAGCUGGUCAUAGAUCUGGAGACCCGAGGGAGGCAGGCCCUUCCUUUGUUCAUCUCCUGCCUGGAGGACACUGGCCAGCACACACUGGCUUCUUUCCUGCGAGCCAGUAGGCAGGAACGGGACCCCGAGGCCAUCAGACCUCUGCCGCUGACACCCUUUGUGCUGGGACCAGUGGGCCUCCAACCAGAGAAGCCGACAGCGGUGACUUCGCAGGCGGCCCUGGGAAACCUCUCCCCGGUGGUGCUGGGGCCUGAGGAGCUAUGGCCAGCCAAGCUCAGGCCAGAGGUUCUCAGGCCGGUGGACUCCAGUUCUGGAGGAUUCCGUGAUGUCUGUGCUCAGGAUGGUGUGAGAGGAAACGUGGAUUUGGCGUACGUCCUGGACGCAGAGCCCUGUGGCCACUGCCUCAUCAUCAACAACGUGAACUUCAGCAGCACCUCGGGGCUCAGCGCCCGCAACGGCUCCAACAUCGACUGCGCGAAACUGCAGCACCGCUUCUGCUCGCUGCACUUCACCGUGGAGGUGAAGCCUGACCUGACCGCCAAGGAAAUGCUCCUGGCCUUGGCGGAGCUGGCACAGCGGGACCACAGCGCCCUGGACUGCUGCGUGGUUGUCAUCCUGUCUCACGGCUGCCAGGCCAGCCACCUCCAGUUCCCUGGGGCCGUCUAUGGCACGGACGGAUACCCCGUGCCCGUUGAGAGAGUCGUGAACAUCUUCAACGGGACCAGCUGCCCCAGCCUGGGUGGGAAGCCCAAGCUCUUCUUCAUCCAGGCCUGCGGAGGGGAGCAGAAGGACCACGGGUUUGAGGUGGCCUCCGCUUGUCCCGAAGACAGGACCUCUGGGCACAACCUGGAGCCGGAUGCCACCCCAUUCCAGGGAGGCCCGAGGACCUCCGAUGACCAGGUGGAUGCUGUGUCUAGCUUGCCCACGCCCAGUGACAUCCUCGUGUCCUACUCCACCUUCCCAGGUUUCGUCUCCUGGAGGGAUCCCAAGAGCGGCUCGUGGUACGUGGAGACCCUGGACCACAUCCUGGGGCGGUGGGCUCCCACCGAAGACCUACAGUCCCUGCUGCUCCGGGUCGCGAAUGCUGUUUCCGAGCGAGGGAUUUACAAACAGAUCCCUGGCUGUUUUAAUUUCCUCCGGAAAAAGCUUUUCUUUAAAACUUAGCGGGGCCAGGGCCCCUCACCCUGCCUUGUGUUUUACCCCAAAACCUUCCUGCGCCGGGCCUGGACCUCCCUGCAGCACGAGGCUUAGGGGCCUGCAGCGGACAGCCUUGUAGCAGCUCCCGGGUUGGAGACAGGUGCCAGGUGGUGGAGGACGAGCCCGGAGGAACGCUGCGGACACCACCGGCUCCUCCCCCGCGCUGGUCCUGGGCUGGUGAACGUGACUCUGACCUCCAGGUUCUCUCCGAGCGGGGUUUCCGGACCUUCAGGCUACUGACGUCUGGGGCGGGACGAUCCUUCAUGCUGGGGGUUUGUGCACCGUACGCUGCUCGGGGCCACCCCUGGCCUCUGCCCGCUGGGUGCAGGAGCUCCUGUCCCUGAGUCAUGCCGACAGACAUCUGCAGACCCUGCCACACGUGCCUGGCGGACAAAACCGCCCCCAUGUGGAAACCACUGACCAGGAGGGAUUUUUGCUACAAAUGAGCCAGCGUCUCUCCUAGGGCAACAGAGCCCGAAGAGCUGGCAUCUGUGAAUUCUAAGUGACGUUUUGAAAAUAGCUCACGUCCCCUGUAUUGUGUGAUUCAUUCCUAAAAACGUGAAUGAGAGGGGAGUGUGGACUCUUUUUGCCCAUUUCCCGCCUCGCUUUGCUCUCUUGGUUCUUCCUCAUACAGCAGACUUGCAGUUUUCCAACUUU